AUGCCACCACGACGAAGAAAGAACGUGCCAGCUUCCAAUUUGAGCGUAAAUGCAAGUGGCUCGAGCAGAGUAGCUACAGCAGCAACACCCAUAAUGAGUACCACUACUCCUGGCGUAACAGCAACAGGAGAUAAAACUUCAGCAGCAACCCCUUUAGCUAAAAAACCACCAGUUCUCUCACAAUAUCAAUUAUUAGCACAAAAAAAGUCAAUAGCUCCUCCCCUAUAUCCAACAGACGUUACUAUUCAAAAAUGCAAACCAAUAAGUGGCUCUAUGCAUCACAUGAUCGAGCAAUUAAGAGCAUCAAGAUUGAGAAUUAGAAACUCUCCAUAUUAUAUUGAUUCACAAACACCUUCAGCAAUGGAUGAAAAGAAAGAUCCGUUAUUGAGUGCACUAGAAAAAUUAUUCCAACAGAAAGAUGAUUUUGGAGAAGAUAUUGACGAGGAUGAAAAUGCAGAUAAUUUGUUUGUUGAAGGUGAAGAAGAGGAAGAGGAAGAUGCUGAUGCUGACUACACUUAUGCACAUUUCGAUGAUGAUGAAGAUUAUUUGGAUGACGACGACUUUGGUGGUGACGGUGGAGACGAAGGGCCAACCAUGUAA
Naegleria lovaniensis is the source of this 600-nucleotide messenger RNA. RefSeq lists its product as uncharacterized. The transcript has 4 exons. Lineage: Eukaryota; Heterolobosea; Eutetramitea; Acrasida; Naegleriidae. The coding region runs from base 1 to 600 and encodes 199 amino acids. The record is from RefSeq and is a predicted model, not a curated record.